GUCAACUGUCGUUGCCCAGGCAUUGGAUACAAUUACGGUGAAAGACAACAGCUAACGUUAGCUACUUUUAGGUGUACUGUUUUUGUUUAACUAUACGUCCAUUGGAAAAAUUUGAGUGAUGUAUUAAUUAAUCGUAUUGCUGGACAACUUCACAGUUGUGAUUCAGAAGUUUUCAAACGUUUGCUAGAGCUAAUAUUAGGUAGCCACGGAAAUCGCUAAUUGUAAACAAAAAGGCAAGCCCUUUUCUUAACGACACAGUGGGUAUUUCGUGCUCUUAACGACAUUCUGCAGGGUCUGGCAGUUGAAGAUGGACUUGCUGGAUUUUUCUGAGGAGGAGAUUCAGGGGCAACUCUCAGCGCUAGGUUACGCCAAUAUACCUAAACAUCGAUUACGAGAAUUCAAAAGAGACCUAGAUGUGCUUAUUAGACUCGAGAAAUCGAAGAGUCAAUCCUCAAGUGAAUGGAAUUCCCCGAAGUCUCAGGAGGGUGCCAUCAAAAGUCCACCUGCAUUCAUGAAGGAAAAAAUACAACUAAAUGUUGCUGCUCCAAACCUCAGUUAUGUUUUCUCUCAAGCUGGCCCAGAAAGACCCCAGAGACAGAUCCUAACAUCUACAUUUAGUGAAGGACCCCAUGGCGCUGGUGUACGAAGAGAAUACUUUGAUUCCUACACUCAGCACACUGUGAUGCCCAAGUUUCCCCGACCAGCCACGGCUCCCAGUAGGCAGAAGUACCCAGAGGUGGAAGUAGAGCAAAUCUCCAACACUUAUUCAGACACCAGCCCUGACACUAGGACCAAUGGGAAACCAUCCAUCAAAAGAAAGGUCCUCAGAAAAACUAGGGGCCAGCCACGUGUCUGUGAUGAAUCAACUCAUAGUGAAGAUUCAGGGGGCGUAAGUGGCCUGGAGGAAUGUCUCGACAGAUUACAGAUGUCUGGAACACACAGACACCCGGACUCGGAGUUAGAAAGUGAAGAGCUGGACAGUCAGAGUUCUGUAGAACUACCCAGUGCCUUUCAGGCCUAUCUCAAAGGCAUGGUGAGAUCACGAAGUGAGAAUGACAUUCGACCCCGUCCAAAAUCAUUUAUCAGACCCUUGAUGGAUCACCCUCACACCAGGAACCUGAAGAAAACUGAUCCUGUAGCAAAGUAUUUCCAGUACAAGCAAGAGUGGGACGCCUUUAAAGCACCUGGCGAAAAGGACCGCAGAGCACUACAGUGGGCCAUCAGGGAACAACUUAUGUACCAGCCUCCUCCUCCUCGGCCUCAGAAAGUACUCGUCCCCAACACAUAUGUAGUUCCAACGGACAAGAAGAGAUCUGCCCUCCGCUGGGAGAUUCGCCACGAUUUAGCCAAUGGCAUCAUCCCAACCAAAAUGGCCUUCCCAUGACUAAGAGCCACCUUUAUGACUUGCCUUCAUUUUUUUAACCCUUUGACAUUGUCAAUGCAUCUUUUGUUAUUUAUUUGUGACUGAGUGUUCUGAAAUAAGCCCCUUGAAUCACGGAUUUUUAUUAAAUAAACAUUUUUAAUUAAA
Sardina pilchardus (European sardine) is the source of this 1528-nucleotide messenger RNA. RefSeq names its product HYLS1 centriolar and ciliogenesis associated (gene hyls1). NCBI's taxonomy places the organism in Eukaryota, Metazoa, Chordata, Actinopteri, Clupeiformes, Clupeidae. The record is from RefSeq and is a predicted model, not a curated record. Bases 308 to 1384 code for a protein of 358 amino acids. Gene Ontology annotation, biological process: cilium assembly. Gene Ontology annotation, cellular component: centriole; non-motile cilium. The transcript is spliced from 12 exons.